Molecule: messenger RNA, 10363 nt
Organism: Porites lobata
Lineage: Eukaryota; Metazoa; Cnidaria; Anthozoa; Scleractinia; Poritidae
Source: the annotation of a GenBank genome assembly
AAAAAAUGCUUGCCUAAUCUAUUUGAAGACGUCAAAAAACGCCGUUAGUUUAAGCCAAGAAAGCUGCAUAUCCGGAAACGCAAGUACAAGUACAGUGUACGAGCGAGUUGUCAUUUUUCCAUCUUCGACGCAUACUAACUGAAAAUGCUUCCUGUUUAUGGAGCAAAUUAUAUGCACCGGCCUCCUGAAAGACCAAGAACUACAGGACAGCCGAAUAAUGCACCAAGACAGCUAGAGUUCAACGAAGCUAUGAACGAUUUUAAGCACAUGUUUCCAACGCUUGAUCGGGAUGUCAUCGAAGCUGUCUUACGUGCUAACAAUGGUCUUGUGGACGCAACUAUCGAUCAACUUUUAUCAAUGGGAAUUGAUAUGGAGGGAAAUAUUCCCAACUCUGGUCACCCUCAUCUGCCUUCAUAUAGUGCUGUUAAUGAGGCCGAACCUCCCCCAGCUUAUACACCGAGGGAAAACAACCCUUCGCUUUCCUCUUCAUCAUCUCGACCACUUCCUGCAAGACCCUAUUCCGCAUGGAAUCCGCCAUUGCUAGGUAAGCUACCGGACGAUUUUCUGCGUCUUGGGCCGUCUACGACUCCAGCGAGAUCUCCUCUCAGUGGCGAUGGAGACAGCAUGGAUGACAAAGAACUUGAGCGGUUCUUAGAAGAUGAGAAAUUAGCCAUGGUGCUCCAGAAUGAGGAAUUUAUGCGAGAGCUGAGACAUAAUAAAGAUUUCAUGCUGUCACUGGAAAAAGGUUUGUGGUUUCGAACCAUUUUAUAAAAAGUCCAUUUCCCGAUUUUUCAGUCUCUUUGAUUCUAGAAAAAGUGAUCAAAACCUUCAGAAACCGAAUAUAUUUGCCCUUCCGUGAAUGUAAGGGGUAUUCUUCAAUAACGAUCAGCUUUCUUUUUUGUUUUUCCUUGUUUUGCGGAACCUUUUAUUUUAAUACCAUCAUAUAAAAUUAAUAGCUUACUAUAUAUUCAAACCUUCGAUCUAAAUGAUAACAUAAAGUGUUUUUGCAUUAAAUAUUAAAAAAUUUCAAUGGAGAUUUUGAUUUUGUGUUCACGGUCUGGAAGUGUUACAGAUCUUCUAUAAAAAUUGUUUUUAAACAUCCAGACUUUGUACACGUAAUCAUGUUCUUGAGUGACACCUGGUACCUUAAUUCGUUUGUUUCUUUCAGUCUAGGUAGCAACCAUCCAUGUUAAACAAAAUCUUCAGAAGAAACAGUUUUUAGAAAGGAACAUAAAAUAAAUAAAUUGCAUCAAACAAGUUUUCAACUUGAGGAACUGACUGGAAAUUGUUUUCAAUUUGUACUCUAUUCAAGUAACACAAUAUAUUGUUUUUGUUUCAAAAUCAUUUUUAUAGGCACUUAGUUACUGAGUAAGCAUCAUACAUGUAUGUCAAAAGAAACCCGAUUUCUCAAAACUCUUGGUUUCUAGAAACUCCCAAUAACUGAAGCCAACACUGACUUCCCUUCCCCAGUCAAAUGCAUGUACAUUUAGUGGGGCAAAGGAAGACUGUGAGCAGUCUCUCUUUGCCUCAAAAAUCUGUGUUAGAGCCUGAUAUGCGAACGUGCGAGCAGAAAAGCCACAAGCAACGAGUUGCUUGGUGUCCACACAACUUGCUGCUCACAGCUUUGUGGCUCGUGCACUAACAUAUUACACUCUCACAGAUUUUUUAGCGAAAGAGAGACUGCUCCCAGUCAUUUAUACUGUACUUUAGACAACAGUUCAACUCUGAAAUACAUGAACCAAUUUUUGCCCAGGUUUGAUUGAUAGUGUACCUCUUGUAUAAAAUGACCAAUAAUGAUUACAUGUAGGCAUUACCAUUCCCCCUCUCAAGAGUAAUCAACAAACAAAAUAUAAAUUUGAAAAAUUUUUUCAGGUACUCUUUAUAUUCAUUAAUAUUUAUUAAGACAUUUUAAAGGUAUCCUUGAGUUUUUUGUUUUUUAAAAAGAUGCUGCAUGCUGUUGGUUGAUCCCUAGCCAAAAUAGGACUGUGCCACUAUGAUUUAAUUGAUAAAUAAAAGAGUGGUUUUUUAACUAUUUUCUCUCAACAGAUAGGCAAAGAAAUACUACAAUCGCAUCCAAGAAUACUCUAGGUUAGUUUACAAUUUCCCUUGGCUGCUAUGGUGCUGUACAUUGUGGUUGACAUGAUGUUUUUUUUGUUGUUAAAUAAUAAUUUGUAAAAUACAUCAGAAGAGUGUAAAAAUUAUUCAAAAGGCUCAUUCUUAAAGUAUGAAUGAUAUUCUUUUAAGGGCAGACAACUCUACUUACAACCACCUUGACAAAACCUGCUUGGACCCCAGGGCUGUGCUUUAGCAAUACCCAGUGGCCCCUGGCACCAAUUACUUUUGCUCUCAGGCUACUGCAGGCAACUUUAUUUUGUUAAUAGAAAUCCUAUGCUGGGUACUCUGGGUUUCACAGGUUCAGAGCAGGGGGCUCCAUUCAAUGUUUUUAGAGCACAUCUUUGGUCCAACUUCUGCAUUUCCAUCAGUGGCCAUUCCUGUAGGAAGCCACAGAUUAUUUAGGACGGCAUAGUGUAGUGUUUUUUUCUUGUGUUUCUAAUGUAUCAUUACCAGACGCAAAGGAAAAAUUCUUUUUUUCUCUACUGAUCUAUUACACAGUUCAGGGUUUUUCCAGGAUUGUUAUUACAUAGGUUUAUGAAAAGCUCAAUGAUUUAGUAUUAAUAGUGUUAUAACGAAACACUGUCUUUCCAUGAAAUUUUUGCCUUGCCAUACAUGCAUGGUCAUUAUUCAGUCAGCUUGCGUGGUUUCAAAAAAUUUUGUUACCAGUCCCCCUCUCCUUUGGAGGCCAGUACAUGGUUUUUUUUUCGGCCUUGUCACGUGCUUAAAACUUGGUUCAAGUUAUUGAGGGUAAAAUUACAUAGAAAUGAUCGGAAGGGAAACAAAAAUUACUUUGAGUUGGCAGGGGGUUCAAGUUAUCGAGGGUUCAAGUUACUGAGGGUAAAAUUACAGUAAAUAUAUGAAGGAAAUCCAAGGGAAAUCGACUUUGGUUUGAGUUAGUGUGCCAUUCAAGUUAGCGAGGGUUCCACUUAUCAGGAGUCGACUGUAUAUGCACUUAUAUUUUAAUCCCAUUUAAUCCCCUUCUGACUCUGCACCACAGAAUCUUAUUGAGAAACCAACUCUGCAUGUUAAAAACAUUUUCUAGCACCUGUUGAGACAACAGCCAAAGCAGACACAACAGCAGCAUUAGCUACUGCAAGUAUGAGUGGACAGUCACACACAGCACAACCUUCCACAACAUUAGUGGGUGUUGAACCUGUUGCUGGGGCAGUGGGAGGACACCCAGCAAGUCCAACUCAUGAUGAUGCUGUCUUUAGGGAAAAACUUAAGCACAUGGGAAAGAGUAAGUACAAUGUUUGAUCAUCUGGGUGCUUAAAAUAAUUAUUUGAAAAUGGGAGUUCUUAAAAUGAAGGGUUUUGGAUUUUUCAAUGUUCAACACAUGAUUACUACAAUGUAUGAAAGCUGUAUUAAUGGACACCCACCUACCAAACAUAUUCUUUAACUCCAGUGGGUGUACAUGUUCACCUGUCUUUAGAAUGACCAACAGCAUGGGUCAAAGUGGUGUUCGUGAUAGAGAGUUGAUGUAAAUACCACCUGAUGGCUUAACAAGUUUUAUUCACAUUACUUUUAAUAAACCCUUAAGCCCCAGUAUCAACAAGCAAAUUCUCCACGCAGUUGUUCUGGUCUCCAUACCUUUCCUUAAAGAAGUAGUUGAGUGAAUUUGAUAAAAGUUCAAAGUAUUAUUUUGUUCUUUGGUUGUCAUUAAUUUUUAUUAAUAAGAUUAUUCUCAUUUAUAACCAUUAAUUCUCUUAAUUGUGUAGUGAUAUUGUUGGGAGCAAGUUGAUGUUGGUUUUUGGGGCUAAUACCAUGUACCUGUAUAGAGUUAACUGAUCAUUCAUUAUUCAAAGUGCAAAAGCACUUAAAGAAGUGCACGUACACAUAAGAUUAAUUGUCGUCAAGUUGUUUCUCGGAAUGUUUUAUUUCACAUUUUAAUUUUUAAGAUUUUUUUUGUUUCAGUUUUGUUAUUGAAUCUGAAAACAUGAUCGACAUCAUAACCAUGUCAAAUAAUGUUUAUUUAUUUUAUUUCUAUAAUAUAUAGGUACAAGAAAGAAGUUUGAAAAAAUGGCUAAGGUGUUUCACAGAAAGAAUGUGAAUCGUGCCAAGUAUCCUUUUACAUUAUAUUGUUUUAUAUUGGUCUUUAGGGACAAAUUCUGCAGCUGUCUGUUUUACAACAAUUAUUUAUCAUCAGGCUUUAGAAUCAUGAUUGUGUUGCAGGCGCUGUUUUAAUCUGAUGGCUGCUUCAGUUAUAAUGUUCAAACCUUUUCUUAAAGGUGUAUUAUGUGCUUAAUGGGUCAUAAUAUAAAAGAAAUGCUUAGAGACAUGAAAAUAGAGUUGCCCUUUGUUGUGGUCAUGUACAGGUCAAAAUUAAAUUCAGGUUAAAAUUUUUUAACCUAGGUUGAUUUUCUAUUUCCUUUGUCUCCUACGUCUAGCUCUAAUUAUUCAUGAAGGGCUAGAAGACAAAGGAAAGAGAGAAUCAACCUAGGUUUAAUAAUUUUCACCUGGAAAUAAUUUUGACCUGUAGCAUAUAUGUUUGUUUUGUUGUCUGCAACACACAGAGAGAAUGGUAACUGUGUGCCUUUGAUGAAAGAGCCUUGUUGUGCUCAGUGCACUGUCAGUAGUAGGCUACAAAAAUGUUAGUCUUAAUGUAUUCCUCUAUUAAAGCCCAAUAUCCACCUACAAAUUCUCCAGACUGAUCUCCAUGCAUAUCGUUAUAGGACUAGCAAGAGAAUUUGUUCUACUAAUUCUGUAUGGAAAUGUAUGGAGACCAGUUUGGAGAAUUUGUUUGUGGAUAUUGGGGCUUAAAGAGGUUAUGGAUUCCUUAGUCUCUAACAUGGAAACAUGUAUUGCAGACAGUUCUAAUAAUAAUAAUAAUAAAAUAUUUAUAUAGCGCCUAUACUUUUCAGUGCUAAGCGCAGUUCUGCUGAUCCCUGAUACCAAUCUUCAUACAACUCCAACCUGUAUCAUAAAUUAGACACCUAUACUCGUAGUAAUCUCAGAGCAGGAAGUACGUUCGAACUUUUUUAGGUUUACUGUCAAAUGUGACCUUAUUUCCUAAUAAAUUGAUGCUGCAAAUGCUUCCUAUAUGUUUUCGUAAAAAAGAAACAAAACAACUUCGAAAAAAAGAAAAAAGUACGUCUCACCUGGCAGGAGUCGAACCCGAGUCCUUCGAUUUGUAAGGACAACGCAUUAUCCAUUGCGCCACGCAACCAUUGCUGAAACUGCACGUCAAAUUAAUUGUAUUUAACAUUUUUGUGCCCACGAAAUAAAUCAUUCAAGAUGGCGCAGAAAAUGCAGACGUACGACGAAAUGAGUAUCGGAAAAGGUCACCCUCGAGUCUCAGGAAUCCCAACUGAGUACCCCAGGAAUCCCAAGAUUAUGUGUUGGGUAAUCUCUUCACAUCGGAUGCAACAAUGUGGACUCUUGGUGUCACUACUUUGGUGUCCUCUUUGGUGUCUACUACACAUUAUCUGAUCCUCUGGAAAAGGCUUCAAUGUCAGGUGUAAAAAUCACUGGCAUUAAUAAGAAGGGAGGUAAUUUUGCAAUUUUUUUUUUUAUGCAAGUUGCAAAAAGCCACAGGUGUUGGUAAUGAAGGAGUUCUGUAGGCUGCCUUUAGUUCUAUAUGUUUCACUUGAUAGUUUCUAACUUGUUUGCAGCAUUAAUUUAUUGCAUGCAUGAAAUAAUAUAAUUUAUUAUUACACUUGUGUUUACAGUUUACCAUGGGGGAUUUCUAAAAUGGUUAGUUUCUAAAGAAACAUGGGAUAAAACGGAAAAAAGUAAAGAUGACAAACUCAUUUUGUUUGUGCUUCUUACAGCCAAACUUUUUUGCAUGUUGGCCUUACAGUAAAUCGCAUUUUGUAGUUGUUAUUAUAAAUAUGCCUUGACAUUUUAGUAUCAUUGCUACUGCCUCUGCAGCGUCAACUGCCAAUCUUCUGGAAGGUUAUAAUGAGGAUGAUGAUGGUGAGUGUUCUGACACUAAUUUUGUUAUUGCAGUCAAACCCCACCACGGCAACCCCAGGGGACAAAGUUCAGGGGCACCCAACUACUGUCUUCUGUAAAAUAUCUGUUUGAAGAAUAUUCUACAUUGAUCACUUGAAUAUGGCUAAAAAUUUCUAGGUGAGCAUUCCAUUCAGGUACAUUUUUCGAAUCAUAUCAAAAAAAUUCCCUAUGAUUUUCUGAAGUUUAAUUUUUCACAUAAUUUUCGAAAAUUUGGGAUUCAAAAAUAUGAUGGAGUGAGGAAUAAGAGAAAUUCUCACUUUGGUAAAACGUUCAAUUGCAUCUAAACUUACCUUACGGAAAAAUAACACUAAGCCCUUGUAAUUUCCAAAAGCCUCAAGCUCCCUUGGAUGACCAAACAUACAUGUAUACAAAUUUUAUAUCCCUGCUUAAAAUGCAUUUCUAGAGAUCUAAGAGUACUCUGGAGAGUCUAAACAGACUUUUCAAUGCAUUUUGGAAGAAACCGUCAUUGGGUGCCCCUGACAGUUCCUCAAAGUAGAUUGUAGGGAAGUUAGAACAACAUUGAAUGUAUCUGCAGGGACAAAUAACGGGGCCAAUGUAGAGAGGUAGUUCUUACUGGAGGAGUGUGACUGUACUACAUUGUACAAAAUAUAACCCUGGGGGUGGGGGACUUGGGUCUAUUUUUGCUUGGUGCAUGUAUGUGCUGCUGGCCUCUAGGAAACCCUACCCCAUUAAAGUCUGCUCCGUGGCCAAUAAACAGACCCCAUCUUAGUCACUUUGCGCAAAUGAAAUUUUCUCAAUCCUAACUUAUUCACUUUCUGUUUAUGCAUCUACCUUAUGAAGCCUUUGGACUAGGUCAUCUUAAAAUGAAUUUACACAUUUUUUUAAAAUCCCUACAUACCAGAACUUUCUUAACCCCCAAAAUCCCAAUAAUAUGUGACCCCAUUCUCGUGCAUGUACCUCUUUUGAACAAACAACCCCAUUAUAGUCAAUAUGGUGGAGAAAAUGCCACCCCACCCAGCCACACACCCUUAUUAGCCUAUUACUAUGAGAUUCAAUUUGUUGUUAGUUGAGUGAUUCCUGAAGAUGCAUCUGUUUCUUAUAAAUGGGACACCACUUCCAUCAUCAAAGUACAAAGAGGAAAACCCCCAACUCCAGGAUGUUACUGAUUGACCCUUUAAGGCCCAAUAUCUACAUACAAAUUCUCCAGACUGAUAGAUGUCCUUACAUGUACAUUAAUUUUCCUCAUAGAAUUAGUUGACAGAAUUUGAUAAAUGAUCAAUGCAAUUUUGCUUUGGUGAUCAUUUUAUUAAUUCUCAUAACCUUUUCUCAUGAUCAUGUACUGAUGUUAUUAGGAGAAAAUUGACUUUCGUCACUGUUGUUAUUUGUUCAUAUCCAGAUGAAAUGCUUAAUGCUAUGGGAUCUGCCAAGCUGGAAAUCAUGGAUGAGAGAGAUGACGACAAGGUAACAGAGAGUUCACCUCAUCGGACAGCUACAAACAUACAGCGAAAGGCACAAAAGGUACACAAAUGAGCAUUUGUAUCUUGAGCUUUGAUAUCACCUCUCCUACAAAUCAGGGAAGAGGUCAAAAAUAACUCCUAUACAACUUUAAAAAAAUGUUUAAUAAAAUGUUCCAAAGUUUUUAUCUGAAAUAUUUUCAAGUCCGAAUAAAAAAUUUAAGAACAGAGAAAAGUGGCCACUGUAGGGAGGUGGACAGUUUUAAACAAGAGUUAUUUUUUACAUAGCUGGAAUAUUUUCCCCAGCGGCACUAGCUCUCAUUGGUUACUUUGAGGUCGCAUGACUUUUAACAUUUCCAAGCAGGCAACAGUGAAAAUGACAUCAAAGUGUAACAGUUCACUGUUACCCUGCAAAUGUUGGGUACUGGCGCAGAAUUACCCUCCCUCAAAUUACACACGUAAAAGUUUUUUGCUGUUGUCCUUGACUAUGUAACAAAUCACUGAGUUAAUUACUGCCUCUCAUGAAACUAAUUACUUUUGUUUCCCUCAAAUGUUGAUGUAUCUAACGUAUUUCACAUGCAAUUAUAAAGAAUUUUGCUGCUACAGUGUAUGUUUAAGUCAAUGCCGCAAUAUUAUCUUUAGCAGAUACAAGAUUUGAUACAAAUUUUCCCAGGCAAUGCUAACCCCACCCCCAAUAGAAGCCCCUCCAAAUGUGCCUCUACAUUUUUUUAUGGAGUUUAACGGUAGUCUAAGUCUUUUUUAAUCUUUUCUCUUUAGCCGUCCCAGCCAGAGCCAAAGAAGCCCGGCAGUGUUGAGCCAAUAGUCUUCUUUUCAGAAGACAACGAGUUUGCAUAUAAAGAUGAAAAUUAUUAAAAUCUACAAGACAAUACUGUGUUAAUAGAGGCUUAGAGUAGAGUUUGUGUAACAGACAAUGAGGGUGCAGGAAUAAAGGGUAAGUUAAUGAAAAAUUAAGUAACCAUUAGUUACUUAAUAGCUAUAUCUGAUCUGCUCGCACAAAUGGAAGGGUGAUAAUUCUUUUUUAUAAAAUUUCCUGUAAUUAACAUGUAUUUAAAUUUCUUUCCCUUAUUAACGACUCAGGAAACAUGUACACUAAAGAGUUAGCUUGGGUCUUUUUCUAUUAUGUUUUGCUGAGUACCACAUUACGUUGGUCAAAACUGCAUGAGAUGGUUCCAAGUCGUCGGCUUUUGUCGUACUUGGAACGUUAACCUUACAUGUACAACUGAGUUGUAUGGCUGCCAGUACAAUGAAACAACGUUAAAAUGCGGGUCAGGGAUCUUUAUACUUUUCUGGGAAACUGCCCACAUACCCCUCCCCUAAGCCAACAUUAACACUUACUUCUCACUUGGGGCAAAAUGUUGGCUUAAGGGAGGGGUAGGUGGGCAGUUUUCUAGAAACGUAUAACGAUCCCUACUGAUUCCUACAGUAAACUCUCUCUAAGACAGACGCAACUGGGACUUGGACUCAGUGUUUGACUUAGAUACAAAAUAUAGGUGUCCGGCCAAUAGAAAAACUUAAAGAAAUUGUCUAAAGAAAGACGAACUAACUAUAGAUGGCCGUUUUGAAGAGGAGUCCAUCUUGUAGAGAGACAAAGAAAAUGACUGGAGAACGACAGGGACCAACUGUAGGUUUCUGUUUUUUGUAAGUUGUCCUUCUUAUAGAGAUAUCCGCGGAGAGAGAUGACUGUAGAAAAUUCUAUAUUUUGUCUAGAGCAGCCCAUGGUAUGUUUCCUUAACAUGCACUUUGUGAAGUUUCCUGUGAGAGGAGUUGCGAUGUUUUAGUCGUAAACCUAUUUAUAGUUCAGAAGUGCUUCCAGUUCCUUGAAUCACAGUAGGAGGUUACUGUCCACCCAUUCUCAAACUCAUAUCACCAUGAAGGAGGUCUGGGUGUCGGCACUAAUCUGACAAAAAUUUUGCGAUUGGUUUCACCUGAUGAUUUCUCUUCAUGAAUUAUUUGUGGUCAAGAAAAUCGCUAUCUGAUGUCGAUUUUGAAGUUAGCUAUGAUCUAGCUCGAAUCUAGUGUAGGUCAGAUUUUGUAUCUGCUAAUGUUUGCUAACACUUGUGUGCAGAAGUCUGCACCUUGCAUAUCCAAAUGGAACAUUGAGUACUACAGAAUACCAGGGCAGAGUUGUUCAAAGCUGGGUUAAGAUAACCGAAGGUUAGUGCGAGAUUUGAAUUCAGAUUUGAAAGCUUAAAAAGCAUUUCAGUUUCAAUUCUUUUUGUCUAUAAAGAUGAUGAUUGGAAGCUCUAAAAAUAACAGAGAAAAUUAUCCGAGAAAAUGCUUUAGAACACAAGAAAAAGAAAACCGGGUUAAAUUUAACUCCGGGUUAAGCGGCCGGGGGGUCUCCGCAUAUGAAAGGGGUGGGGAUGCUCGUCGGAAAUUUUGAAUUAAACCCCUAAAAGAGACCAUGUUCAAACACAGACAACACACAUAUAUAUGUAUAGAUUUUUUUUUUUCACGUGUAACCCUAAACGAGACCUUCACGGCUAAAUAUGAUGGCGUUUUGCCCAGAAAACCCUAAGUGAGACGAAAAUCCGAAAUUUACUCCCCUAAGCGAGACGACGAGCAUCCCCACCCCUUCCAUAUGCGGAGUCCCUCGCCAGAGGUUAAGCGCUAAUCGGUCUUCAAACAACUGGGCCCAGAAGUAUAUUGCUUGAAACGAUCAUUAGACCAUUUUGUUAUUUUGAUAUUAUAGCUUUAAAAUUAAACAUAUGAGUUAUUUACUUGCGUGUGUAAUGUUAUAAUGCCUAUAAAACAGCGUAUAUAAUCUUAAAGUUAAUAAGUGUCAGUCGAGAGACUUCUACUAUUACCACGCGGAGAAGUAUGCUGCCAUUCCCUUCAUGGAAAAUAACAAAGGACAG